ACGAGCCUGGAUGUGACGACGAUGCUUUACUUUCGAAGCAAGGCGGAGCACCGGAAUCUGCACCUGGUCCAAUGCAUCUACCUCGGCGACCGUGUCCAAGUCGAUUCGUUUGCGUUCAUUCCUGUUGAAGCCCAUGUCGCUGGCAGAUGACACGCAUGAAUCCCUUCUACUUUGCGACGUCGAUCGCGAUGACCGACGUCUUUAACUUUAACGAGCACGACACGUUGCUCGACCACCACCGUCUCUUGCUCGGCUCGGUGCCCGAUAAACAUUACGAGAACCAGCUCAUCGAGCACGUUCUGCUCAGACAAUUUGGCGCGGUUCGAACCACUCUGCACAAGCUGGCGAUUGUCCCGAUCCUCUACAAGUAUGGCCGUCACGUGCUCGAGGAUGCGAUUGACGUUGUUCGCCUCCUCGCCGACCACGGCGCCCACAUCUCGGAGCGCACCUCGGCAACCACUGCGAUCUCCACAACGACAUCCUCGGCGAUUGCUCCCGGCGCUGCCAGGUACGAGUAG
Molecule: messenger RNA, 518 nt
Organism: Saprolegnia parasitica CBS 223.65
Lineage: Eukaryota; Oomycota; Saprolegniomycetes; Saprolegniales; Saprolegniaceae
Exons: 4
Coding region: 147-518 (123 amino acids)
Source: RefSeq, a predicted model, not a curated record